This is a messenger RNA of Schistocerca nitens (vagrant locust), 5364 nucleotides long. Its product is annotated as nose resistant to fluoxetine protein 6-like. Bases 2 to 2293 code for a protein of 763 amino acids. Gene Ontology annotation, molecular function: acyltransferase activity, transferring groups other than amino-acyl groups. The transcript has 13 exons. NCBI's taxonomy places the organism in Eukaryota, Metazoa, Arthropoda, Insecta, Orthoptera, Acrididae. The record is from RefSeq and is a predicted model, not a curated record.
GAUGGCGGCGACAGCACCCUCCUCCACAUGGCCGCGGCUCUGCCUGCUGCUGCUGCUGCUGCUGCAGGCGGUCGUCGGAGACAGCGCCUCAGCACAGCAGGCGGUCGGCCUGCAGCGCUCUCUGCCGAUCGAAGACCUCUCGGCCGAUGUCCGUGGACCUGAAGAAAGUACCGACUUGGAGGGCGGCGCCGGUGGGACGCUGGAAACGACAACGGAGGACGCAGAGUCGCUGCACAUCAUGAAGGUGCCCGCCGCCGCUGCGCCCCACGGCGGAUCCGUGCACCGGCACGAGGAUAUCCCACCAGAGCUGGCGGCGUCUGCCGAGCUGCCGGACGUGGUGCGGCUGGUGGCGCUGGCGGCGGCGCGCCUCGAGGCGGGCACGGCCUGCGGCGACCACAGCGCCGCCUUCCUGCACGCGCUGCGCAACUUCACGCUGUGGGCCGUCCAGAUGUACGACGCGUCGGUGAAGGCGCCCUCCGGCGUGCUGUACGGCUCGGUGUACCAGCUGGGCCACUUCGACCAGUGCGUGUCGGCGGGCGCGGGCGGGCUGCGCGGCCAGUACUGCCUGCCGCAGGUGCAGGCGCUGCCCGCCGAGCCGCAGCCCCUGCCGACCGACCCCUACAGCGACCGCUUCCAGCAGGACCAGUCCGCCUGGCUCAAGCUGCAGUUCGCGGGCGACCAGGUGAAGAUCCGCCGGGACAAGGGCUGGUGGGCGGUGUGCGUGCCCGCCUCGUGCUCGCCGCGGCAGGUGCAGCGCGCCCUCGAUGCAGCAUUCAGGGUCGUAGGCCCGCGCAUGCGCCUGCAACUGCGCGCGGAGCUCCGAGACGACUACUGCUCCACGGGGGAGCCCCUGCAGCCGGGCCGCUCCACCGUCAUCUUCGUGUGUCUCAUAGCAACGCUGUUGGUGUUAGCGGCCAUUGGAAGCUAUUAUGAUGAGCGUGUGAACAAUAGUGAUGUCUUCAAACCAGAGAAAAGGAAAGGUUUGGGCAGGCAGAUUAUGGAGUGCUUCUCAGUGCAGCGAAACUACCGACGGCUGACCGUCACAAAUAAAUCGAAUAUGGAUCUUGAUGUAUUCGGGUUCAUGCGCACCUUUUCCUUGCUGUGCAUCAUUGCUGGCCAUCGGCUCCUGCACUACUGUGGCUUCCCGCUUUACAACGGAGAAGACGAAGACAAGCUGUUUCGACAACCGGCUAGCAUGUUGGUUGCUAAUGGUGUCCUGUUUGUGGACAUCUUUUUCACAAUUGGAGCCAUGACGAUCACAAGCCCGCUGUUCCAGGCGCUUGAUAAAGGAGUGAAAUUCCAUCAACUCUUUCUGGGAAUAAUAAAUCGAUAUGUAAGGUUAACGCCGCUAUACGCUCUGGUGAUCCUGUUCCACUGUGGCGUGUUGCCUUACAUGGGCUCCGGGCCAUUCUGGAAGUCCACCGUGCUUCAGGAGCAAACACGAUGUGAGACCAACUGGUGGACCAACGUCCUUUAUGUCAACAACUACAUAGAUCCUGCUAAAAUGUGCAUGUUCCAGUCGUGGUACAUGUCGGCGGAUUUCCACUUCUUCAUCGUGUCCCUGUUCUUGGGGUACGUGACGUGGCGGUGGCCCGUCGCAGGCUGGGCAGCUAUGGGGUGCGUCACCAUAAUCUCCAUGGUGCUGCCCUUCAUGACGAUUUAUCUCCAAAAUCUGGACGCAUUAGUGAAGCCGUUCCCGCACGUGCUGAAGAACUUCCGCGAGACCAAAGUGUUCCAGAAGCUGUACGUACCGUCGCACAACAGAGCCACUCCCUACCUGCUGGGAGUGAUGGCCGGGAUACUGGUGUAUCGUGGAAGAAAUCUGAAGAGGAAAAUGAACGAGGUUUCAAGUUUUGUGGUGUUCGUCACAUCUUGGUGCGUGGGCGUCGCGUUACUCUUCUCUGCGUACGUUUUCUUCAUUCCUGGAAGGCCGUACAAUGCACUUGAGGCAGCAAUCUACGGUGCUCUUAAUCAUCCUGCCAUGGCAGUGCUGAUAUGCAUUUACGGAUUAUUUCCAGUCAUUUCAAACUCAAAGAUCAUUCUUAACUUUCUAUCGGCGAAAAUAUUUGUUAUCUUCGGUCGGCUCUCAUUCGCCGCUUACCUGAUCCACACCAUACCGCAGAUCUACGACCAGGGCAGUCUGCGCCAGCCACGACAUAUUGACGCAUACUCUGGGGUGUGGCUGGUGAUAGCGGACUACUGCAUCACGUAUCCGGCGGCCGCGGUGCUGUCCGUGCUGGUGGAAGCGCCCUUCCGUGGCGUUAUGAAGGUGUUGCUCCAAGGGACAAAGUGAGCGGAAAGGCAGACGUACAAGGAGGGUAGCGAAGUACAACAAUCUGUAGCAAGUGUGCCUACAAAUGCAAAAUACAUCUCAAAUCGUAUGCAACGAAGACUGUUCUCUAUGCGAAGCAUCUCUUACAUAUUAACACUCAACGUACUCGUAUUUGGAGGAAAAUCUGUUAAAUGUUGGAUAUCCUUCGCGAACUGCAUCUAUAGUUCCGUACUUAUUUGAGAUUCCUCAUACGGAAAUGAGGGAACUGCAGAGCUUUAACGGUACGAGAUAAAUUUCCCAUCCUGUCACUUCACAGUUAACACUUCAAAAGAAAAGACGAAACUAGCUCGAGUUGUGUAUUUGAAGAGUGGAGAGGGAAGUAAUUUUUAUCUGAAUUUUAACUCAUUGUUACUUUGUCUCUGCCUAUCGACAGUUUUGUAUUUGUGCCAAUGGUCCAUUUUCAACCCUAGUAACUUGUUUCACAGCAUCUAUGUCGUUAGCAGGUCUGUGAGUGAUGCAAUAUCUCCUCCUGCAAUUACGUUUCUAAGAUUGAUACGACGUAACUAACACGAUUUUUCGAUCUUUGUUACAAGGAAGUAAAAACAAAUAAAACGUCUUUUUGAAAGUGUCCCCGGCAGUCGACUGGUGAUGUGCUCCACACCUUUCUACAGCAAGGGCCGUGCUUUACAUAGUGUUGAAAGCACAACGAUAACAGACGGGAUGCCGUGUUAGCACCCUGCGGUGGAGAGCACCACUGUUCGUCGACUCCACAGCUCUGGGGUCGAGCGUUCCGGCUUACACACAGACACGGACACACGAGCACAGCCCGUUGAUCUUGUGUGAACUUCCGUAAUCGUUAUUGUAACGCACACGUUCUUGAGAUUUAAAAGACUAUACUACAGAAUCUAGUGUUUUAGUUAUUAUAUUUUUCUAGUUACAUACGUCACCAUGUCGGUUCAGUAAGAAUACCUGUACUUUAUUUUUAUACGAAACUAGUCAUUAUUCAUAGUCACUAAAGGUAAUUAACUAACUUGCAUUGGCCAGGAAGAGUGUGAGAGAAGUGCCCACGAAGGAAACAAAACGACCAGACUCCACCCUCCCCUUCCCUCCUCUUCUUCCAGGCUACCUGUGGUAAAACGUAGUGAUAGUACCUGCCGAACUGAACGUAUGGACGUGCAUCUUACAAGGGAACCUCCCCAUCGCACCCCCCUCAGAUUUAGUUAUAAGUUGGCACAGGGAUAGGCCUUGAAAAACUGAACACAGAUCAAUCGAGAAAACAGGAAGAAGUUGUGUGGAACUAUGAAAAAAAUAAGCAAAAUAUACAAACUGAGUUGUCCAUGCGCAAGGUAGGCAACAUCGAGGAGAGUGUUAGCUUACGAGCGCCGUGGUCCCGUGGUUAGCGUGAGCAGCUGUGGAACGACAGGUCCUUGGUUCAAUUCUUCUCUCGGGUGAAAAUUUUAAUUUUUUAUUUUCAGAUAAUUAUCAAAGUUCAGGCACUCACACAUAAUCAACUUCGCUCUCCAAAAUUCCAGGACAUGUUCAGAUUUGCUUGGACAUAUACAGAAUUUGACGGUCUACGCACGGAAACAUUUGAAAACGUAAAAAACAUAUGUUUUGACAGAGCACAGGGAAAACUGUGCGACUCUGAAACUGUUGCAUUCAUUUGAUGCAGUUUAUGUGACAAACUCUUAUGUUUUCAUCACUUUUUUGGGAGUGAUUAUCACAUCCACAAGAAAACCUAAAUCGGGCAAGGUAGAAGAAUCUUUUUACCCAUUCGCCAAGUGUACAAGUUAGGUGGGUCGACAACAUAUUCCUGUCAUGUGACGCACAUGCCGUCACCAGUGUCGUAAUGAAUAUAUCAGACGUGUUUUCCUGUGGAGGAAUCGGUUGACCUAUGACCUUGCGAUCAAAUGUUUUCUGUUCCUAUUGGAGAGGCACGUCCUUUCGUCUACUAAUCGCACGGUUUUGCGGUGCGGUCGCAAAACACAGAUAUUAAACUUAUUACAGUGAACAGAGACGUCAAUGAAUGAACAGACAGAACGUAACUUUGCGAAAAUAAAGAAAGUAAAAUUUUCACUCGAGGGAGGACUCGAACCAAGGACCUUUCGUUCCGCAGACCACGGCUCUCAUCAGCUAUCAUUGUCCUUUAUGUUGCCUAUCUUGCACAUGGACUACUCAGUUUGUAUAUUUUGCUUAUUUUUUCAUAGUUCCACACAACUUCUUCCUGUUUUCUCGAUUGAUCUGUGUUCAGUUUUUCAAGGCCUAUCCACUGUGUCAAUUUAUAACAAAAACUGAGGGGGGUGCGAUGGGGAGCUUCCCUUGUUAGUACUAGCAUCUACCAGGGAACUCCACGGACACGUUAGAUUCUGUCUAAUUGUCGUCCUAUCGGGCAAACAUGAUCUGCAUUGCUUGACAUAUGCCUAAGCUAAUGUUAAAUCAAAUGAUAUAUGCGUUUCACCGUAGUAGAGAGGUUGUGAAAACUCACAAACUAAAAUUUAUGAACUAUUCGUCACCGGACAUUUGUAUAAUCACAUCACAAAGAAAGUCUAUGACCACAAGAAGUCGUAAAACGCCCCAGAAGAAAGCUGUUGUACGAACCACGUUGGCGGUGAAGUGUCGAUUGGAGAAUUCACAAGAUCCUUUGCGCAAAAAUAAGAUUAAAACUGAACAAAAAUGUGUGGUCGGGUGGGUUGGCGAGGGGGAUGGGGUUGGAGAGGGAGGGAUUUGGGGGCAGACAGAACUCCCUCGGGGUCAUAACAGAUUAUGAAAGGGGAGACCGCUAUGUAGAAUAGCUGUCUGACUCAAGUGCCCAUCACACUAUUCCCUUUCAUCAGCUGAAGAGUCAAUCUAUGUCCAAUAAAAAUACAAGGAACUAGAUCAGUUCGAAAACUAAACUAAUUCAAUGUGACAAAAAAUGUAACUAUUCAGUCAUGAAUCAAAGGAGACCAUGAGAUUUUGUAUAAAUAUAAUCGGUCAACACCUGAGUCAUUUCCAGUUAUGUUUUCGGUAAACUUCACACCUAACUUGUUUUGCGGACGCUUCAGUUUUACCUUGUAUAUUUUGAAGGUGCUACUUACAUUGUGUGUCAUUUU